This is a messenger RNA of Eucalyptus grandis, 721 nucleotides long. RefSeq lists its product as uncharacterized. NCBI's taxonomy places the organism in Eukaryota, Viridiplantae, Streptophyta, Magnoliopsida, Myrtales, Myrtaceae. The coding region runs from base 98 to 457 and encodes 119 amino acids. The record is from RefSeq and is a predicted model, not a curated record. The transcript has 2 exons.
AGAAAACCCAGUCAGGUUUAUACCGUUGAAAAAGCACAGCUUCCUUUCUCCAUCUCCAUCUUUACCUUCACUCUCUCUCGAUUUCUCCGCCGCCGUAAUGGCCACCGGCCUCCUUCCCUCCGGAACCCUCGCCGUCAAGGCCGCCGCCUCCUCCUCCUCCAACAACAACAAGUGGCUGGCCCCGAUCUUCGGCUUCUCCUCCGACCCGGGCUACAUUGACUCCGCCGGCGGCAGCAGCGGCAAGGUCGCCUACCCCAGGAAGGCCGACUUGGAGGGCUCGGGCUCGAGCCUGUCCGCGGCGGGGAGGUCCCGCCCCGACCCGAUCCGGUUCACGGAGGAGAAGGCGCGGCUCCUCAGGCUCAUGACCUCCGAUGCGGCCUCCCGCCACGACGCCAUGUAUCACUCCGCGAUCGCCUCCCGCCUGGCUUCGGACUUCGGGAACCGGACCGAUCUGUAAUCCGGCCGGGCCGGACCAUGUUAACAUCAGUACGAUUGUCCCUCUAUAACAUCUUUAGGACACACUUUUAGUUUUUUUUUUCCUUGGCCAGAUGUCGUUCCGAGUCGUAAUAUUCCGGAUCAUGGGUGGGAUGUGGUGAUAUAAGGACAGCGAAGGUUACGUGAAAUGGGUGGAUUAAUCUUUGUGAUCACCUAUCAAUUUAGUUGGAUAUUUGAUGUAAUGUACAUAUUUAAUAAUGUUUAAUAUAGUUUAAAUAUUUGACCA